AUGGCGAAUCCGGUGCCAAAUCCUGCUGAAUGCGGCAUUCAGGUGUUUUGCCGUGUCCGUCCUUUGAAUAGUAUGGAAGAAAAAGGUGAUUCGAAAUUUGUGCCGAAAUUUUCAUCCGAUUCACAAGAAGCGAUAUCGGUUGCGGGUAAAGUUUAUGUAUUUGACAAAGUAUUCAAACCUACAUCCACGCAAGAGGAGGUUUACAUGGGUGCAGCUUAUCAUAUUGUACAGGAUGUCCUCUCUGGUUACAAUGGCACUGUUUUUGCUUAUGGGCAGACAUCAUCUGGAAAGACACAUACGAUGGAGGGUGUCUUCGGUGAUUCGGACAAGCAGGGUAUAAUACCGCGUAUUGUGCAAGAUAUAUUCAAUCACAUUUAUAAUAUGGACGUUGAUCUCGAAUUUCAUAUUAAAGUUUCAUAUUUUGAGAUUUACAACGAAAAGAUUCGUGAUUUGUUGGACGUAACAAAGAUGAAUCUUGCAAUUCAUGAAGAUAAAAAUCGGGUACCAUAUGUAAAGGGAGCCACAGAACGAUUCGUUUCUAGUCCGGAGGAAGUUAUGUCUUGCAUUGAUGAAGGAAAAAAUAAUAGACAUGUUGCUGUCACAAAUAUGAAUGAACAUAGUUCAAGGAGUCAUAGUGUGUUUCUGAUACAAGUAAAGCAAGAGAAUACGGCGACUCAAAAGAAAUUAACUGGAAAGCUGUAUCUUGUUGACCUCGCUGGGAGUGAAAAAGUCAGUAAGACAGGUGCUGAGGGCACGGUGUUGGAAGAAGCGAAAAAUAUUAACAAAUCUUUGUCGGCACUUGGAAAUGUGAUAGCCGCAUUAGCUGAAGGAACGAAAGGACAUGUGCCUUAUCGAGACAGCAAGCUAACUCGAAUUUUGCAAGAAUCACUGGGUGGUAACUCAAGGACAACAAUUGUAAUUUGUUGUUCUCCAGCUUCCGUUAAUGAAGCGGAAACGAAGAGUACGUUGAUGUUCGGACAGCGAGCUAAGACAAUCAAAAAUGUUGUUAUAGUGAAUGAGGAAUUAACAGCGGAAGAAUGGAAGCGACGUUAUGAGCGCGAGAAGGAGAAGGUGGCUAGACUGAAGCAACAGCUGAUGGCGGCAGAAGCAGAACUAAAUCGAUGGAGAAAAGGUGAAAAGGUACCUGAGGCAGAGUGGGUUAGCCUGCUUGAGGGUGCUGCUGUAAAUCUACAACUCUCAGCUGGAACAGAAUCUCUAUCACCGUCUGUCAGUGAUUCAGUGCUCGGUUCACUUGACAGAUCGAUUUCCGUUGCUCCAGUACCAUUACUGACGUCAGCAAUUGGUGCAAUUACUGAUGCCGAUCGAAAGAAGUAUGAAGAAGAACGAUCUGCUCUCUAUCAGCAGCUGGAUGAAAAAGAUGACGAAAUUACGCUGCACUCCCAAUUGGCUGAGCGUCUCAAACAGCAAAUGAAUGAGCAGGAAGAAUUGAUCAGGCAGAUCAAGCUCGAUUAUGAGAAUGCUCAGGCGGAAGUGAGUCGUAUCCAGAGUGAAAAUGAAGCUUCAAAAGAAGAAUCGAAAGAAGUAUUGACUGCAUUGGAAGAACUUGCCAUGAAUUACGAUAUAAAAACACAAGAAGCGGAGCAGAAAGCUCGAGAAAAUGAGCAGCUUAAUGAUGAGCUAUCAAAGAAAAAUGUAAAAGUCGUGGAAUUGACCACAGAAUUGGAAACAUUGCGUGAAAGUUGUGGAGCGCAAAAAAAGCGUAUCACCGAUGCGAUGCAAUCAAUGUUAAGAGAUUUGUCAGAAGUUGGUAGCAAUUAUGCCAAUACAGCUAAGUUUAAUGCAGAAAAUGGAACUGACAAGCCAUAUGAUGAAGAACUGUUUGCCCAUGCACGAAUCUGCAUAUCAAAAUUAAGCGCUGAUUUCAAGUCAACGCUUCAGAAAAUGUCAAGCUUGGAAUCGGGUUCUGGCAAUGUAACACAGAGGCUGGAAUCUACCGAAAAGGAUUUAGCUGAUUGUCGAUUACUUUUGCAACAAAAUGAAGCGAAAAAUAAAUCGUUGCAGGAAACAAUCACAGCACAAGAAAAAGUGAAACGUCAACUUGAAGAGCAGGUAGACAUGUUGAAUGAAAAAUUAGCAGCCACAGGCGGUGAAGCUGUCCAAAUAAGCGAUGAAGCAAAAGAACAGCAUACCAAACAAGUUGCUGCGUUGCGAGACGAAGUAGCUGAAAAAAGCCGUAAAAUCGAGGAACUCACCGCAUCAUUGCAAGAUUUACGAGUUGCUAAGAAUCAGUUGCAAGCAGAUUACGAAAAACUGAAAAUGGAUGAACAGGAACAAGAAAAGCGCAUUAAAGAACUAUCUGGCUUGUCCGAGAAACGAGAACAGGCGAAAAGUGACCUGAAAGGGCUUGAAGAAACAGUCGCGAAAGAACUGCAAACGCUGCACAAUCUUCGUAAAAUGUUUGUGCAGGAUAUCGGGCAGAGGAUUAAGCGAGCACCCACAGGCACGGAAUUAAAUGAAGACGAAUAUAUGUCAUCGCCGGCUCAAAAGCAGAAGAUCGCAUUCUUAGAAAACAAUUUGGAUCAGUUAACGAAAGUACACAAACAGCUUGUGCGAGACAAUGCUGAUCUGCGCUGUGAGUUACCAAAAAUGGAAAAACGAUUACGUGCUGCUAUGGAUCGUGUAAAGAGCUUGGAAACGGCGUUGAAAGAAACCAAGGAAAAUGCUAUGCGGGACAGAAAGAAGUAUCAGCAUGAAGUUGAAAGAAUUAAAGAAGCAGUGCGUCAAAGAAAUCUUGCCAGACGAGGUCUUGCUGCUCCUCAGAUUGCGAAACCAAUUCGUCCUGGACAACAUUAUUCACCAAUUGGCACAACAAUGUCAGUGUUGAGUUCAGCAAUGCAAAGUUCCAUACGAGGAGGUGGUCAACCAGUUAUCGUGAAUUCGGUCAAUAAUGGUAUGUGA
Cercopithifilaria johnstoni is the source of this 2919-nucleotide messenger RNA. NCBI's taxonomy places the organism in Eukaryota, Metazoa, Nematoda, Chromadorea, Rhabditida, Onchocercidae. The record is from the annotation of a GenBank genome assembly.